GUCUGGACAUUGCUCCCUGUCCGACGAAAAACAGAUCCCCGCCUGCGGUCAGGGCCCUCAGGCGGUGGUAAGGAGUUGUGUUCACUCAUCUUCAGCCCUUCAGAGCAGAUGGGGAAAAGUGAAAGCUGACGAGUGACUUCUACGACAUUAUUCCGUCAUUUACUGGUUUUGUGUUGUAAGAGCUGACAUAUUACCGAGCCAGCGCCAAGGUCACAAGGCAAAGAUGUACCAGGCUUGGGUUAUCGUGAGUCGAACGAACAACUACGUUCUCACUGGAAACUGUACUUGUAUGGCAGGAAUACCAUAGAGAAAAAAAAGACGACAACUAUGGCUAAAUGCCAUCAAAAGAAAGGACUGGGCGGAGGCGAUCAUCAAGAAUGCUCGUGUUUGUAGCGCACACUUCAUAACAGGCGAGGCUUCUACAGAUGAGAACAAUCCAGAUUUUGCCCCCUUCUGUCUUCCUAUUGUCAGCAGAGUGCCAGGUCUAUGGAAAAGGUUGCAAGGCUUGAAAGAAAAAAGAAAAGGGAUAACGCUACUUGGACAGAUGAGCAGGAGGAAGCUUCUUGGCAUGUCCAUGCUGAUGAUGCCCUAUUGACAGCAGAUGAACCAGAAGAGAAUAUGGUCCCACAAGAAGCCUACAACAGUCUAAAAUUUAGCAGGGACUGCACAGAGUAUAAUAUCCCAUCAGCACCACCAUUGCAGCCAGUAAAACCUCUCUACAGCAACGCGGUCAUGGUUGUGGACAAAAAAACAUCACAGAUUUUCUGCAUCACCACUCUCCUCUUCACGGCUUUACAUGUCCAAGGUGUAAGAGGAUACUGGAUAAGAGAUAGGUAUGUAGCUGCUGGAGGGUAUGAAUCCUUGCCAUGUGCCGACAUGUGUAUGUCAGACUGCCUUAAGACUAUAUGGACCUACAGCAGCCCUCAAGGAGAACGGUUUGAUGUGAUGACGUAUGGGAGGGUCAGAACAGACAACACGAAGAGAGCUGAGAGAAUGAGCCCGAACCACUGCUGCAGCCUGGGCAUUGCUAAUGUCACUGCUGAAGAUGCUGGAGAAUACUAUUGUGGACCAGGAGGUGGAGAGAUUUCUCUCUCCAUCUUAGACAUCUCUGCAUCUCCAUCAAGGACGGACAGUGAUGUCUCUCUCUCCUGCCUCCUGCACACCCAUAAGGGCUGUGAAAAACAGUCUUUUACUGACAAGAUUCAUCUGAGCUGGAUAGAUGAGAAAGGUUCUCCACUGCAAGAAUCUGCUGACCGCCAGAUCCAAAACACAUCUGCCUGUCACACCACACUCAAAGAGUCGCACCUUCACCAAAGGGAGAAGACAUGGAGUUGCCAACUGACCACCAGAUGGAGAUGGCUUAAAAUUGUAGCCACGUAUACAAUGUUAGAUCCAGAUCCAACCGGAAGAUCCCCGGGACUCAUGAUGGAAUCUGACGAAAUGGGAAAAGCAAAGAAGGGGAAAUCCAGUGCAUCUUUAGAGAUCCCUAUUAGACUUACUAUGUUCUUCAUUCUGCUGAUUCUGCCUGUGGUCAUUGGGAUUGUUCAUGUGGUGAAAAGAAAGAGACAAAAUGUUAAAGAGCCUCUUGAAGAUACUGAACUUCAAGAUUUGAAAUAACACCAAACCCCUUCCCUUAUAUAAUAUAAUUUUCUUGAGAUUUAAAAGCAAGAUUUUUAAAUUAUAUGCUUACACGUGGUACAUUAAAGCUACAGUGUGUAGGAUUUAAGGCCAUCUAGAAAUGGAAUACAGUAUUCAAAAUGAUGUUUUUAGUGUAUUAUUACAUACAUACAUACAAGACUUGUGUUUUUGUCAGCUUAGGCUUAAAAUAAGCCCAUUAUAUCUAAAGUCCAUGUGCAUAUUGUGCCACCAUCUUGUUACUAGUCUAUAUUACUAUGUAAGUCAACAAGAAUAGUUAAUAGUGUUUGGCUUUAUUAUCUUGUUGAUUUGUGUUGUCUCACUACUUUUUAAACUUUUUUUGGCCUUCCUUGUCUGUAUCUAUUUUAUUUAUUCAUUUGUCCUUUUAUUUAAUAUACUGUAUCCUAAGACUUGUUCCUAUGUCUCAGGGAUAUUGUGUGUGUGUAAAAAGAAUGCUAAAGAUGAGCAUGCAGUAUGUGCAGCAUCAGGUUGGCAUCAGUUGGAGGAAGCCUUUUAAUAAGUUUGGGUGGCUUUUUGCUGGGACUGUAGCGAGUGUUAUUCAUCGACUUGGCCUUUUAAGUUCAGAUGGCUAGGGAUAACCCUACUGUAGGCCAGUGCUUGGUGAACCUAAUGCCACUCAAAGUGACGACCUAAAAUAUACUAAAAGACCUAAAAGACGGAGUUCUUUGUCACAUUGUAUGGGCAGAAGAAGGCCUAGUCGAUGAAUAACACUACCAGAUCUACAGUCCCAGCAAAAAGCUACCCGAACUUAAAAGGCUUACUCAAACUGAUGCCAACUUGAUGCUGCACAUACUGCGUGCUCAUCUCCAGGUCAUGUUGUAGACUGCAGGUCAGAGAGAGGCCAGAGACAUCACUAAAUUUGGGUGGGAGGUUGCUAAUGGAGGUGCUGUCAUGCCCGCUCUUGCCAUCCAGGCAGUGUCUCCAGUUAAUCUGCUUGAUGUCACCAGCUGUAGCUGCAGCAAAUUGACGGCUUGCAGCAAAGGAAACAGCAGCUGCCAUGCUGUGAGUUGCACUGACUACUGCAAGUGUGAAGGGGGUGAGGUCCGCUGCUGCAACCCAUUCACAAUACAUACAGAUAAAGACCAAGAAGAUGAUGAGACUGAAGGGAAUGAGGAGACAAAUGAGGAAGAUAGUGAACGCUGUUGAGUGUGUGCGUACUGUAAAUAAUUAUUUUACAGCGUGUGCGUGUGUGCAUGCUCUAUACCAGUGGUCCCCAAACUUUUUCUUCCGAGGGCCAGCUCACUAUGCCUGACUCUAAUAGAGGGCCAGAGAC
This is a messenger RNA of Alosa sapidissima (American shad), 2929 nucleotides long. RefSeq lists its product as uncharacterized. Gene Ontology annotation, molecular function: MHC class II protein binding; protein tyrosine kinase binding. The transcript is spliced from 14 exons. NCBI's taxonomy places the organism in Eukaryota, Metazoa, Chordata, Actinopteri, Clupeiformes, Clupeidae. The coding region runs from base 487 to 1617 and encodes 376 amino acids. Gene Ontology annotation, biological process: T cell activation; interleukin-15-mediated signaling pathway; positive regulation of ERK1 and ERK2 cascade. Gene Ontology annotation, cellular component: external side of plasma membrane; membrane raft. The record is from RefSeq and is a predicted model, not a curated record.